GCGGCUCUCCGUGUACCGCGUGCCCAAGUCGCUCCGCGAGGGCGACGAGCGCGCCUACAUGCCGCAGGUGGUGUCCAUCGGCCCGCUCCACGCCGGCAAGCGGCGGCUGCGCGAGAUGGAGCGUCACAAGUGGCGCGCGCUGCACCACGUGCUCAAACGCACGGGCCACGACGUCACCGCCUACCUCGACGCGCUGCGGCCCAUGGAGGAGCGGGUGCGGUCCUGCUACGACGGCCGCGUCGCAUGGAUGCCGGCCAACGACUUCGCGCAGUGCCUGGUGCUGGACGGGACCUUCGUGCUGGAGCUGUUCCGCGGCGCGCUGGACGGCGCCAAGGGGUUCGUGGACGACCUGGGCUACUCGCGGCACGACCCCGUCUUCGCCAUGCGCGGCGCCAUGCACGCCAUCCGUAGCGACAUGAUCCUGCUGGAGAACCAGAUACCGCUGUUCGUGCUGGACCUGCUGCUCGGGAUCCAGCUGGGCCACCCGGAGCAGACGGGGGCCGUGGCCAGCCUCGCCGUGCGCUUCUUCGACCCGCUGAUGCCGACGGACACGCCGCUGCACCGGAAGGACCGGUUCAAGCUUGAGUCCUCCGUGGACGCCGACGCGGCGGCCGCGGCGGCGUUCGACCCGCUGUCAAACCCGAUGCUGCACUGCCUGGACGUGUUCCGGCGCAGCCUCCUCCGCGCAGGGAUGCAGCCCACCCCGCCGCCGGCGGCGCGGCUGUGGCUGAAGAAGUGGUCGGGGCUGCGGCGCGUGGCCGACAAGCGGCGGCAGCAGUUCGUGCACUGCGUGUCGGAGCUCCGUGAAGCCGGCAUCCGGUGCCGGCGGCGGCGCAACACGGACCGGUUCUGGGACAUCCGGUUCGACAAGGGGGUGCUCCACAUCCCGCGGAUCCUGAUCCACGACGGCAGCAAGGCGCUGUUCCUGAACCUGAUCGCGUUCGAGCAGUGCCACAUGGACAUCGCGACGCCGGGCGGGAACAACAUCACCUCCUACGCCAUCUUCAUGGACAACCUGAUAAACUCGGCGGAGGACGUCAAGUACCUGCACGACCGGGGCAUCAUCGAGCACUGGCUGGGCAGCGACGGCGAGGUGGCGGAGCUGUUCAACCGGCUGUGCCUGGAGGUGGUGUUCGACAUCAACGACAGCUACCUCUCCGGGCUGUCGGACCAGGUGAACCGGUACUACGACCACAAGUGGAGCACCUGGGUGGCCAGCCUGCAGCACAACUACUUCACCAACCCGUGGGCCAUCGUCUCCGUCGUCGCCGGCGUCUUCCUCCUGCUGCUCACCAUGAUGCAGACCUUCUACAGCGCAUACAGCUACUAUCGACCGCCCGCCUAGCCUUAGCUCCAGCUCCAGCUCCAGCCACCAGCAGGUGGAUUGGUUCACUGUUCGACAUUUUUUCUUUUCUUUUUUGUUGCUUGCGUUGCAGUUUUGAUUGAUUGAUUGGUUGGUUCUCUUGUCAAGGAAGAACUCUUCUCCCCCCUUUGAGUUGCAUCCUGUUAAUAUACGUACUCGAUUCUGGUGGGAGAAGCAUUUUUGUGGCAAAAAUAAGCAAAUGCAUUGUAUUAAUCGUCUGUUCUUGGGACAUCUUGAGGGGUUUGAGCAUUUGCAAGGUCAAAUGCUAGUCUUGUUUAGGCUUGAUUCUAAGGUUUUCCACACGUGGAAGGAAGAAGGCCCCAAGUUUUCCGUCCUUCCACGUCUCAGUUACAUGUGGGCAUAUAUAAA
Triticum urartu is the source of this 1732-nucleotide messenger RNA. RefSeq names its product UPF0481 protein At3g47200. The record is from RefSeq and is a predicted model, not a curated record. Lineage: Eukaryota; Viridiplantae; Streptophyta; Magnoliopsida; Poales; Poaceae.